Erinaceus europaeus (western European hedgehog) is the source of this 936-nucleotide messenger RNA. Its product is annotated as olfactory receptor 6C2-like. The record is from RefSeq and is a predicted model, not a curated record. NCBI's taxonomy places the organism in Eukaryota, Metazoa, Chordata, Mammalia, Eulipotyphla, Erinaceidae. Gene Ontology annotation, biological process: G protein-coupled receptor signaling pathway. The transcript has a single exon. Gene Ontology annotation, molecular function: G protein-coupled receptor activity; olfactory receptor activity. Gene Ontology annotation, cellular component: membrane. The coding region runs from base 1 to 936 and encodes 311 amino acids.
AUGAGAAACAACACAGUAACAACCUUCGUUCUACUGGGACUGACCAAUGAUCCUCAUUUGCAAGUUGUGGUUUUCAUCUUUCUCCUUCUCACCUACAUGCUGAGCAUAACUGGGAACCUGACUAUCAUCUCCAUCAUCUUGCUGGAUUCCCAUCUUAAAACUGCCAUGUACUAUUUCUUACAAAAUUUCUCCUUUUUGGAGAUAUCAUUCACAUCUGCUUGCAUCCCUAGAUACUUAUAUAAUAUAGCAACAGGUGAUAGUACCAUUACUUACAAUGCCUGUGCCAGCCAAGUAUUUUUUACUGACUUCUUUGGUGUAACUGAAUUUUUCCUGCUGGCUGCCAUGUCCUAUGACCGCUAUGUGGCCAUUUGCAAACCCCUGCACUAUGUGACUAUCAUGAGUAGCAUAGUUUGUAGAAGACUUGUCUUUUGUUGUUGGGUAGCUGGUCUAUUUAUUAUAGCUCCCCCCCUUAUCCUAGGUUUAAAUCUGGUAUUUUGUGAUUCUAAUAUCAUUGACCAUUUUAUCUGUGAUGCAUCUCCCCUUCUGAAAAUCUCUUGCUCAGAAACUUGGUUCAUGGAGCAGACUGUUAUAAUCUGUGCUGUGCUGACCCUCCUUAUGACACUUCUGUGUGUGGUUCUGUCCUACAUUUAUAUCAUCAAGACCAUUUUAAAAUUCCCUUCUGCCCAGCAAAAGAAAAAAGCAUUUUCCACUUGUUCUUCUCACAUGAUUGUGGUCUCCAUAAGCUAUGGCAGUUGCAUCUUCAUCUAUAUUAAACCUUCUGCAAAGGAAUCAGUAGCUAUUAACAAGGGUGUGACGGUGCUCACCACUUCCAUAGCUCCAGCACUGAACCCCUUCAUUUACACACUGAGGAACAAGCAAGUUAAACAAGCCUUUAGUAACUGGGUGAAAAUAAUCAUGAUGAUUUCCAAGAAAUGA